Molecule: messenger RNA, 555 nt
Organism: Aphanomyces astaci
Lineage: Eukaryota; Oomycota; Saprolegniomycetes; Saprolegniales; Verrucalvaceae
Exons: 1
Coding region: 60-395 (111 amino acids)
Source: RefSeq, a predicted model, not a curated record
GUUGAUGCAAAUGAACUUACAGGGACGAUUAGCCUGUGGAACCCGUCGAAAGCGGCAACAUGUCGUGUAACUCAUUCCCGAUAGAUGGGUACUAUGACGAGUCCCGCUCGCCAAGUGUAGAGCAAAUGGCAAAUGUACGUUCCGGGUUCGAGGGCACGAAUCAGGGGGAAUCUGGGGCUGGGGUUCGAAAUAGCUUGGACCACCGCCGUGACAGCAACCUCGGCGUUUUCGACGUUCACCAAGUUUCGCCAGCGUUUCAGAGGAUCGGGAAACUCAGGGAUGCCGUUGGCAACAUUCGAAGGCAUCAAGUGCGCCAUGUUGGUGACGAUGGUUCUUGCUUCGCUAUCAACUCGAUAGCCCAUCCCAUUCGGCGGAUAGAUUGCGUUGGGUUCUGAACGAGCAUGGAGAGUUCGAACCAGGAGGAAGACGUUCCCCAGCGAACAUGCCCAUCGCUUGAACACUUGCCACGCUCCGGACUUGGUGCUGACAAGUCUCAACGUGAAUAGGACUUCGCCUUCGCACUCGUCCUUCACGACGCCCGCCGCCACGAUGUCG